AUGGCCCAAAUUCAUUAUCACAACGGUAGAUUAUACAUUGCUGUGGGAAGGAAUAUUUUUGAAUUUACUUUUGAAGUCGAUAGCAACUUUUCAAAGUUGAAACUGUGCCGAGAAAUCGUAGUGUCAUUCAAGAAUGCAUCAGUCUCAAAUCGAAAGGAAGAGGAUCAAAUUCUAGCGAGCACACUAAGCGCAGAUGGUGCGUUGUUCGCGGUUGCCACCACAUCAAAAGAAUGCUUCUUAUACAAUGUUCUCAAUGACUGGACAGAAGCACGUCCAGCGUUGCAACUGCCAAAAGCACCCACAGCUGUGAUUUUUGAACUUUCCGGAAAAUUUGUAAUUUUAUCCGAUCGAGCGGAUGAAACAAAUUGUGAAGGUGAACUUUUGCUGGGUCAUGUAUCAAUGGUCCUGGAUAUUGAUAUCUCUAGUGAUCGAAGAUUCUUGACAAGUGUCGACCGUGAUGGGAAAAUUCGUAUUUCACGUUAUCCUGAGUGUUAUGUUAUACAUCGAUUUUGCUUGGGUCAUAGUUCAUACAUUUGCUGUGAUGGUCCCAAUUUAAAUGUUUGUCCAGACAAAGAAUUUAUAGGUGGUGAUGGUACUCUAAGGGUUUGGGAUAUGGCAGAAGGAAUGCAAAUUGCCCACUGUGAUUGCCUCGAGAAAAAGACGAUUCGUCAUUGUAGAAUAUUUCCGAAUUCCUCUUCAAAGGACAUAAAGUUGGCUGUGAUUUUCGAGCAUUGUAAAAUAGCACAAAUUGUUACCUUCAUCCAAGAGAACAAUGACUUCGAAAUCGAGUGUUUGACUUGUUCGGAUUUUAUUAUCGACAUUGCUGUAGAGGACAAUGGAAUUUUCAUCUUUGGUAUUACAAGGUCAUCAGUUGUCUUUGGGAGAGUGGAUGAAGGUUGCCUCCAAUCAAUUGCUGAUAUUGAUGAAUAUGUUGCAAAUUGUUUGGGUUCAGUUAAAGAGAUCUCAUUACCAUUGGAGAAGAAAAUCGGGUUUAAUAAUGUUGAAGAUUAUAAGCAGCGUAAAACAGAGCGUAUAAGAAGAAAAAGGAGGAAAUUAUCUGUAGGUAAUGGUUAA
This is a messenger RNA of Acanthocheilonema viteae, 1074 nucleotides long. NCBI's taxonomy places the organism in Eukaryota, Metazoa, Nematoda, Chromadorea, Rhabditida, Onchocercidae. The record is from the annotation of a GenBank genome assembly.